This is a messenger RNA of Amphibalanus amphitrite, 871 nucleotides long. RefSeq names its product serine/threonine-protein kinase/endoribonuclease IRE1-like. NCBI's taxonomy places the organism in Eukaryota, Metazoa, Arthropoda, Thecostraca, Balanomorpha, Balanidae. The record is from RefSeq and is a predicted model, not a curated record. Gene Ontology annotation, biological process: protein phosphorylation; intrinsic apoptotic signaling pathway in response to endoplasmic reticulum stress; IRE1-mediated unfolded protein response. Bases 111 to 695 code for a protein of 194 amino acids. Gene Ontology annotation, molecular function: ATP binding; protein serine/threonine kinase activity; RNA endonuclease activity. The transcript is spliced from 4 exons. Gene Ontology annotation, cellular component: IRE1-TRAF2-ASK1 complex.
GGGAUAUCAAGCCCGAAAACAUCUUGUUGGUGCGGGACGAGAAAGAUGGCAUCGUGGCCAAGCUCGCCGACUUUGGUAUAUCCAAAGAGCUGACAUCGGGCACGCAGGCCAUGACAAGUUGGAAAGGCACUCUGGACUGGAUGGCUCCAGAGGUGCAAGAGAGCGGAGGUCAGGUUGGAUCCGUUGGGGCAGCAGACGUGUUUUCUCUCGGCCUGGUCUUCUACUACGUUCUCUCCAAGGGAAAACACCCAUUUUCUAAAGAUGACACGAUGACGGCGAAGGUCAUUAAGUCUGCAAGUGCAUGCCUGGAUGUCGUACCGAAGGGCUCCAUGAGGAGCCUGAUCGAAGAGAUGAUUCAGAUAACACCAGGUGACAGACCAUCAAGCAAGUACGUGGCCAGGCAUCCGACCUUCUGGGAGCCGAAGAAUAUGCAACUGUUUUACCAGGCCAUUAGUGACCUCAUCUAUGCAAAAGACGAAAACCUGAAGGCCACUGUCGACAAAAAUCCCACUCGGGUGUUCGAAGAGCAGGGUGAGCAGGGUGAACCCAAGGACUGGAGGACGAUAAUCGACAAGUCACUGGACGAAGGCUCCUUCAAGAGCUACGACGCGACCAUAUCUGAGCUGCUGCGGUUGGUUCGAAAUAAGGUGAGGAUUCACGUGUGGCGGUGUCUAUUGCCUGCGCUCUGUUGGUAGUCGGUUCUGCUCGGCACCACCUGGGCUAUUUCCUAACCCAAGACCGCAUGGGGAGGUGUCGGAUCCAGCACACUCCUGCUAUCUCGAAAGCAAUGGUCGUAUCGACAAAGGUGAAAAAGUGUUCAAGCUGUCGCAAACGAAAUUUUCAAAGGGCAUAGCUGUCGCAUUAAAAAAAA